GUGUGUCUGUGUGUCUGUGUGUGUGUGUGUGUCUGUGUGUGUGUGUUUGUGUGUGUGUGUGUGUCUGUGUGUGUGUGUCUGUGUGUCUGUGUGUGUCUGUUUGUGUGUGUGUGUCUGUGUGUGUGUGUCUGUGUGUCUGUCUGUGUCUGUUUGUGUGUGUGUGUGUCUGUGUGUGUGUGUGUCUGUGUGUGUGUGUGUCUGUGUGUGUCUGUGUGUGUACAAUCUGCUGAACUCAGUGGGUCGAGCAACAUCUGAAGCAGCUAACGGAUGUUUCUGGUGGACACGCUGCAUUAGGGCUGUCAUCUUUUCCCCACUGUCUGACCCCCCCUCUUUGUCCCACCCCACCCCCCCGUCUCUAUGUCUGCCUGUCUGUCUCUCUCUGUCUCUUUCUGUCACAUUGUCACACAGCUGGAAAACAGGCCUUUCCACUCAUCCCCUGUCUCUCUGCCUCUCUGUGUGUCUGUGUCUCUCUGCCUCUCUCUCUGUCUCUGUCUCUCUCUCUCUGUCACAGUGUCACACAGCUGGGAAACAGGCCUUGCCGCUCAUCCCCUGUCUCUCUGUCUCUGUGUCUGUCUCUGUCUGUCUGUCUCUCUGUGUCUCUCUGUGUCUGUCUCUGUCUGUCUCUGUUUCUGUCUCUCUCUGUCACAGUGUCACACAGCUGGAAAACAGGCCUUUCCACUCAUCCCCUGUCUCUCUGUCUGUCUGUUCUCUGUCUGUCUCUCUGUGUCUGUUCUCUGUCUGUCUGUCUCUCUCUGUCACAUUGUCACACAGCUGGAAAACAGGCCUUUCCACUCAUCCCCUGUCUCUCUGUCUGUCUGUUCUCUGUCUGUCUCUCUGUGUCUGUUCUCUGUCUGUCUGUCUCUCUCUGUCACAUUGUCACACAGCUGGAAAACAGGCCUUUCCACUCAUCCCCUGUCUCUCUGUCUGUCUCUCUGUGUCUGUUCUCUGUCUGUCUGUCUCUCUCUGUCACAGUGUCACACAGCAGGAAAACGGGCCUUUCCACUCAUCCCCUGUCUCUCUGUCUGUCUGUCUGUCUCUCUGUGUCUGUCUCUCUCUCUGUCUGUCUCUCUCUCCGUCUCUGUCUCUCUCUCUCUGUCACAUUGUCACACAGCUGGAAAACAGACCUUUCCACUCAUGCCCCGUCUCUCUGUCUGUCUGUUCUCUGUCUGUCUCUCUGUGUCUGUUCUCUGUCUGUCUGUCUCUCUCUGUCACAUUGUCACACAGCUGGAAAACAGGCCUUUCCACUCAUCCCCUGUCUCUCUGUCUGUCUCUCUGUGUCUGUUCUCUGUCUGUCUGUCUCUCUCUGUCACAGUGUCACACAGCAGGAAAACGGGCCUUUCCACUCAUCCCCUGUCUCUCUGUCUGUCUGUCUGUCUCUCUGUGUCUGUCUCUCUCUCUGUCUGUCUCUCUCUCCGUCUCUGUCUCUCUCUCUCUGUCACAUUGUCACACAGCUGGAAAACAGACCUUUCCACUCAUGCCCCGUCUCUCUGUCUGUCUGUUCUCUGUCUGUCUCUCUGUGUCUGUUCUCUGUCUGUCUGUCUCUCUCUGUCACAUUGUCACACAGCUGGAAAACAGGCCUUUCCACUCAUCCCCUGUCUCUCUGUCUGUCUCUCUGUGUCUGUUCUCUGUCUGUCUGUCUCUCUCUGUCACAGUGUCACACAGCAGGAAAACGGGCCUUUCCACUCAUCCCCUGUCUCUCUGUCUCUCUCUCUGUCUGUCUCUGUCUUUGUCUCUCUCUGUCACAGUGUCACACAGCUGGAAAUAGGCCUUUCCACUCAUCCUCUGUCUCUCUGUCUGUCUGUCUGUUCUCUGUUUCUCUGUUUCUCUGUCUCUCUGUCUCUCUGUGUCUGUCUCUCUCUCUGUCUGUCUCUCUCUCCGUCUCUGUCUCUCUCUCUCUGUCACAUUGUCACACAGCUGGAAAACAGACCUUUCCACUCAUGCCCCGUCUCUCUGCCUCUCUGUGUGUCUGUGUCUCUCUGCCUCUCUCUCUGUCUCUGUCUCUCUCUGUCACAGUGUCACACAGCUGGAAAACAGGCCUUUCCACUCAGCUGCUCCGUGCAGGCCAAGAUUCCCAUUUAAGCCCGGUCCCAGGUAUGGCCCCCUCUCUCUCUCAGGCCUACCGAAGGCGCUGGUGGAUGGCGAUUACGGCGGUGAUCGAAAACCUCCUCUUCUCCGCCGUGCUGCUGGGAUGGGCCUCCCUCCUCCUCAUGCUGACGAAGGAGGGCUUCUACUCACACCUCUGCACAGGUAAAGCAAACACCUGCCGGACUCUGCGGGCAAAACGGUCGCUGCUGAACUGUUACUGUGCCGAGCUCCGUCGGACCCUCC
Molecule: messenger RNA, 2328 nt
Organism: Mobula hypostoma (lesser devil ray)
Lineage: Eukaryota; Metazoa; Chordata; Chondrichthyes; Myliobatiformes; Myliobatidae
Exons: 2
Coding region: 358-2079 (573 amino acids)
Source: RefSeq, a predicted model, not a curated record